CGCAUCUAGCGACUUCCGAGGGCGGCGCGGGCGCAAAGCGGCCCUGGCGCUGAGGCUGGCGGCUAGCGGUCGAGAUGCCCUACGCCAAUCAGCCGACGGUGCGGAUCACGGAGCUCACCGACGAGAACGUCAAGUUCAUCAUCGAGAACACCGACCUGGCGGUGGCCAAUUCCAUCCGGAGGGUGUUCAUCGCGGAGGUGCCCAUCAUAGCCAUCGACUGGGUUCAGAUUGAUGCCAAUUCCUCAGUUCUUCACGAUGAAUUCAUUGCUCACAGGCUUGGAUUAAUUCCUCUCACUAGUGAUGACAUUGUGGACAAGCUGCAAUACUCCCGGGACUGUACAUGUGAAGAGUUCUGUCCCGAGUGCUCUGUGGAGUUCACCCUUGACGUGAGGUGCAAUGAAGACCAGACACGCCAUGUUACCUCUCGGGACCUCAUCUCCAACAGCCCCCGGGUCAUUCCGGUGACAUCUCGGAACCGAGAUAAUGACCCCAAUGACUAUGUGGAGCAGGACGACAUCCUUAUUGUCAAACUGAGGAAGGGCCAGGAGCUGAGACUUCGAGCCUAUGCCAAGAAGGGCUUUGGCAAGGAACAUGCCAAGUGGAACCCUACUGCAGGGGUGGCUUUUGAGUACGACCCAGACAAUGCUCUGAGGCACACUGUAUAUCCCAAGCCUGAGGAAUGGCCAAAGAGUGAAUACUCUGAGCUGGAUGAGGAUGAGUCACAGGCUCCUUAUGACCCCAAUGGCAAGCCAGAGAGGUUUUACUACAAUGUGGAGUCCUGUGGUUCACUGCGCCCUGAAACCAUCGUCCUCUCAGCCCUCUCUGGGUUGAAGAAGAAGCUGAGUGACUUACAGACUCAGUUAAGCCAUGAGAUCCAGAGCGACGUGCUCACCAUAAACUAGCUGCACUAGCCUGUGUGGCAGACAAAGGGUUCAGGCAACCGCUGGGUUUCAGGUCUCCAGCCCUUCUGGUCUCUGGAUUGCAUUUGUUCAAGCUGCCGAGCAGGUCAUCAGAGAGAUUACUGGGGCUCUCCUGCCUGCUGAUCUGUACGUAGUACACCCCAGAACUCCAGACAUUGCUCCCGUCCUGUUUCACCAGUAGGGGACUGUACAGCAUCCUGUUGAGAGCCAUUGAGCUAGGCUUCUCUGGUUAGUCCAGCUUUUGAAACCCUUUCUACCAAAGAGAAGGAAUUUUCACACCUCUACCUUAGACUCCAGUGUUAGAAUUGAGUGCUAGAACCUUUACAAUGCAGCCUGUAACCUGUUCAGUCUGCUGCCCGGGGCCAUCUGCUGGCAUUUGACAUUUCAGAUGUCCCUAACCUGAGAUGUAACCCUUUGGGAAUAGCAGUAGACUGUGGCUGUCCUCUCUGCCCACACGUGAACUUGAACUUGCUGUUUUAUCCUCUGACCUGACCAUCUGGUAGGGGGGCAAAGGCCCCACCCAUAUUUUAUUUCUCUGCAGUGAAGAAGGUUCAGGCCUGCUCCUCAGCACAGUCUCCAGGUAGAGCAUGCCCAGCCAUAGCAGUUCUCGGGUGUCUGGAGACGAGCAAACAUCAGCAUGGAAAGGGGUAUUUAUUGACCAACAGUAGUUGUCUUUUUUAAAGUUUUUAUUUUUGGCAAUAAAGAGCACAACAUAA
Messenger RNA from Nannospalax galili (Upper Galilee mountains blind mole rat), 1636 nucleotides. It is a transcript of the gene Polr2c, whose product is annotated as RNA polymerase II subunit C. Bases 75 to 902 code for a protein of 275 amino acids. Gene Ontology annotation, biological process: DNA-templated transcription. The transcript has 9 exons. Gene Ontology annotation, molecular function: protein dimerization activity; DNA binding; DNA-directed RNA polymerase activity. Gene Ontology annotation, cellular component: RNA polymerase II, core complex. Lineage: Eukaryota; Metazoa; Chordata; Mammalia; Rodentia; Spalacidae. The record is from RefSeq and is a predicted model, not a curated record.